UCAGCUCUGUACAAAGUACUUCUUUAAGACGCCACCUGUCUCUUGAUAAUGUAUAUGGAUAUUAUAUCAUUAUAGGCCAUCUCUAGCCUUCUAUCCUAUCAAAGUUUCACCAGAUUUACCUCAGCACCAAGCUGCUUCUCACCCACGACUGAUGCCGCUCAACUUCCUCAAAAACCUCUUGCCCUGGGGCGAGAGAGUCAUAUUCAAUCUCCCGCCAUGUCAAAUAGUCGAGAUCGAUACAGCGCAGGAGAAAGCUGCAAGAGCCCUAAAGCACCUCCUCAAACUCAACCAUGCCAAUUAUGCGAUCCUGUGGAAUGAACGCAAAUUUCACAACCAUGCGCCUCACUCAUUAUGCUCGUUUUAUUUGCUUGGAGCCAACGCAGAUGACCUAAAUCGGUUAUAUGAGGCGGAAUUAAAGCCGUUAGAAGCUUGGAUUGAUUCACCUGGUGAGAUUAGCACGUACGAUUGGAGGGAUUAUCUGGGAAAGAGAGAAUACCAAAGAGCGUACGUCGAUUUCUUCGAAGACGAGCUUGUCCGCCACGGCUAUGAUUGGAAGACCGUCGUGUUUCAAUACCUCUUCUCAGGCAAGGAACCUCUUUUCAAUGCUCUGGCCUCUGAUCUUGGCCAUCCUCUCAUCCAUCUCGCCUACGCUUUCGAAGUCUCCAGCCGUGAAGUCGCCAUGGAAGCCCUUUCCCUUGCAACUGUCUGCUACGGCACCGCUCACAAAUACCUCGAUGACCCAUCCUACUCCCAAGCUGAAUCCUCCUAUCAUUCCACGUCCCCCUUUGAGAUCCUCCAGAAAGUCCGCGCUGACAAGCGCCUAAGCAACCUCUUCACAGCGCCUGGAGACCACAAUACGGAAAUCGUCUUCCGCGAUGCGGAAGCAACAAUCCUCGAUCACUGGAAUGCCUGGAAGAUUACGUCCAACAGCGACCCCGUGAAAUCGUUCCGAGAAAGUCAAGAGCUUGCUGUUGCAUUAUUGACAGCCACAUCAAGUUCUGAUAACCGGGACGCGAAAUACGACUUCUUCUUCGUCCACGUCCUCACGACUAGUCAUGCCGUGCGGGUCCUGCUCCCGCUGAUACCAGCGAAAUUCCAGAUCCCCCUCGUGCGGCAGUGGUGGUUAAUGACUCUGGCUGUGUAUAUCGGGCAGCUGAGGCCAGAGAUUAACCUUCACUCUGUGCGGAAGUAUGACACUGAGGGAAAAGGCUGGGGUUAUAUGAAGGACAAGGCUCUCCACGGCGAACAUUCCACCGAGACACAUUAUAUCAAAGCCCUCCGGGUUAUCAGGGAUAUAGCGAGGACCUGGGGUGAUCCGGACGAGUUUUACUUGAAAGCUGCUCUCAAGUUUGCCGACGGGUUUACAGGAUGGGGUGGGUUUGUUUAACCACCUUGUAAAAAAUAAUUUCAUCGUGUGAUUUGCUUUGUAUUAAUAUUGUUGAUUACUAUAUCCCUUGGCUUAAAUAUUCAUCGCUU
Aspergillus nidulans FGSC A4 is the source of this 1476-nucleotide messenger RNA. RefSeq names its product questin oxidase family protein. Lineage: Eukaryota; Fungi; Ascomycota; Eurotiomycetes; Eurotiales; Aspergillaceae. The record is from RefSeq and is a predicted model, not a curated record. The transcript is spliced from 3 exons. Gene Ontology annotation, molecular function: oxidoreductase activity. The coding region runs from base 152 to 1387 and encodes 411 amino acids.